AGGUCACCACAAUUGAAUUUUGCAACUGGCCGAUAUAUCGAAGAUAUUUUACAGCAAAACAACAAUGGAACAUUUGAGGCCUUUCCCAAAUUUCGGCACCAAGGCAACACAUGCCGGUCAGGAACCAGAGAAAUGGAAAUCCAAUGCUGUCGUUCCCCACAUUUCUAUGUCGACAACGUUCAAACAACGUGGGCCUGCUGACCAUGCUGGAUAUGAAUAUUCAAGAAGUGGUAAUCCAACAAGACAGUGUCUAGAGGAGUGUCUGGCUGCACUCGAGGAUGCCAAAUAUGGAAUGGUGUUUGCCUCCGGCUUAGCAACAACUACAGCAAUAACAUUCCUACUGAAGCAAGGGGACCAUCUCAUUAGUAUGGAUGACUUAUACGGAGGUACCAACAGACUGUUCCGUAAAUGCACCACCAGGAUGGGUGUCGAGGAAUCUCUUGUAGAUUGUACAAAUGUACAAAAUGUGGCUGAUGCCAUAAAACCAAAUACUAAGAUGGUAUGGAUCGAGACCCCCACUAACCCUACAAUGCGAUUGGUUGAUAUCAAGGCUGUGUGUGAUGUUGUUCAUGAGAAGGCACCAAAAGACUGUUUUGUUGUUGUUGACAAUACCUUCAUGUCCUCAUACUUCCAGAGACCGCUCAAUUUUGGUGCUGAUAUAGUGAUGCAUUCACUGACCAAAUACAUGAAUGGUCACUCUGAUGUUGUUAUGGGAGCAGCUUGUACUAACAGACAAGACCUUGCAGACCAACUUAAGUUCCUACAGAAUGCCAUUGGACCAGUGCCAUCACCAUUUGACAGUUUUCUAGUGAACCGAGGUUUGAAGACCUUACAUGUACGUAUGAGAGAACACAUGAAGAAUGGACUUGCGGUGGCGAGAUUCCUUGAGAAAGAUCCAAGAGUCGAGAGUGUUAUACAUCCAGGUCUUCCAUCUCACCCGCAGCACGAGUUGGCACUUCGCCAGAUGCGAGGAUUUAGUGGGAUGGUAUCAUUCUACAUAAAAGGAGGAUUGAAAGAAGCGGAGACUUUUUUGAAAAGUCUGAAGGUGUUUACUCUUGCAGAAUCUCUAGGAGGUUUCGAGAGCUUAGCUGAAUUACCGUCUUUGAUGACUCAUGCCUCAGUGCCAUCUCAUGAACGUGAAAAACUGAAGAUCUCAGACAAUCUCAUCCGUCUGUCCGUUGGUAUAGAGGAUGAAGAAGAUCUCAUUCAGGAUCUUGAGAAUGCUCUCGCAGCUGCUACUGGCGUCAAGUAACUUGUCCAGUAGCAUAGAACUGAUGUCCACAUAAUUUCAUGAAAAUCCACAAAAUCUCUAAAUGUGCUAGAUCUGUGUAAUAAUAUUGGGAAGGUAUUACUGUUAAUUUAAAAGUACAAAUUAAGGAUGGGAUUUCAUAGCUGCAAAAUUUCUCAAAUCUUGAGAAACAGAAACUUAUUGCAAUAAAUUUUCUUAAUUUGUGUGAUCCUUUAAUUCAUGUUGAAUUUGACUGUUAUAUUUAUUUUAAUGAAUUGAUACGCAGAAAACAUUAAAUUUUUUGUUUAUUCUUUAUCGUAAUUUUCCCAGCGAUACUGCUGGUUCUGUAUAAAAUGGUUUUGCUCAGACUGUGUUUUAACAGUAACCGUUAUAAAUAACUGCCAUGUUUUGUUGAUGUAAAGUAUUGAUCUAAUUAACACAUAUCAUUACAGUAUAAUUUUAAUUUAAGCUGUCACCACUGCAUACAUGUAUUUAUAUUUUUGUUGGUAUAUUAUGAAGCACACGAUAUUUAUUAUACUUAAUAUGUAAUCAGCCUCGAUCUUGUGUAUUCAGCAAUAAAACUCAAAUUAGACCAAGACAGCUAAUUAAUUAUGCUACUGUGUAUUCUAUAUACUUGGCACAUUCAUUUGCAAAAAAAAAUAA
Molecule: messenger RNA, 1891 nt
Organism: Mercenaria mercenaria
Lineage: Eukaryota; Metazoa; Mollusca; Bivalvia; Venerida; Veneridae
Product: cystathionine gamma-lyase-like
Exons: 12
Coding region: 65-1252 (395 amino acids)
Biological process (GO): transsulfuration
Cellular component (GO): cytoplasm
Molecular function (GO): cystathionine gamma-lyase activity; pyridoxal phosphate binding
Source: RefSeq, a predicted model, not a curated record